Molecule: messenger RNA, 1531 nt
Organism: Setaria italica (foxtail millet)
Lineage: Eukaryota; Viridiplantae; Streptophyta; Magnoliopsida; Poales; Poaceae
Exons: 4
Coding region: 480-1412 (310 amino acids)
Biological process (GO): multicellular organism development
Source: RefSeq, a predicted model, not a curated record
UCCUUUUCUUAAUUUGCUUUCUCUCUCCUCUGGCCUCUGCAAGGAACUAUUUCAUCUCUCUUGGCCACAAGCUUCCAGGCUCGCUCGAGACCAAAGGGAAAGUGAGGCCCUCCUCAUCUCUCCUCAUCUCUCUGUACUCCUCUAGCAUAGCUCCCCCCUUAGCUUCCCAAUCGGAGAAUCCUCUUCUUCCUCCUCCCUUUCAAGUCAUUUCUCUCAGCUAGCUUCUUGAUCCAUCAUCUUUGCUUCUAUCUGACUCCUCCAUAGAUGUAUAUAUGUAUAUGCAUCUCUUCUUGAUCCAUACAUGCAUAUAUAAACAACUAGCUAGCUCUUUUUUUGCACUUAAUUAUCUAGCACAGCCGUGGUGCCGGAAAGGAUUGAGAUAUGAGAGAUUUGCACCAUGAACGAUGAGCUGUAGCUAGAGAGAGAGAUCGACCGAGACAUGAGACGUACCACACGGUCGAGGUCACGUCGUCGCCGCCAUGGUCCCAACAACUAGGAACCUGUUGCACCAUGACGGCAAUAGCAGAGGCAAGCCGUGCUACCACCCCGGCCAGUACUGCGUCGGCAUCGCCGCCCAAUUGGAGGCCUCGGCGGCGGCCGCGCGGCAACAAGACCACCGCAAGCCGUCAAGAUCCACUCGGCUCGCCAUGGCCGACGACGAGCCGGCAGCGGCGGCCGGCACGAGCUCCCAGGGCGGUGCCGCCGCAGGAGACGACGAAGACUGGCUCCAGCUAAGCCUCGCAGGCGUCGCCGUGGCGUCGUCGUCCUCCGCCUCCUCCUCCGGCGACACCAACAGUAUGGAUCCAGCCCCGCAUCCUAUGGAGCUGGACUUGCUCACCUACGACAAGAGAAACGCGAGGAUGAGGCCGCCGUUGUUCCCGCUGCCCCUUAGGAGCUACCAGUCUUACGGGCGAGGACGGUAUCGGCCGGCGGCAGCGAGCGGGUCCUUGUCGGCGCCGUCCUUGACGUUUACGCCUCCGUUCAGGACCUCCGGCGAUGCCAUGAGAGUCAUUAGCCCGCCGCGACGAAGGGAGACGGCGGCGGGGCUGUGGCUGAAACUUCAAGCAGCUCCCAACCAAGUUAGAGAACCUAUUUUGCCUCAGAUACCAAAGAGCUACUUAAGAAUCAAGGACAGCAACAUGAAGGUGGAGGUGGUGAUGAAGUACUUGGCCGAGAAGCUGGGGAUCUCACGAUCUCAUCAGGUGGAGCUGACUUGCAGAGGGCAGCUUCUUCAUCCCUUCCUGCUGGUGAAACACGUGAGAGAUAGCAUCUGGUGCUCGACGGCGCCGAGGGAAGAAGAGACGCUCGCGGAGCUCACGGCUUCACGGCGCUCACCGGCGGCUACUGCCGACCAUGUCAUGACACUCUGUUACAGCACAACUAGGAACACCAAGCUAGUAAUCAAUCUGUAAUUAAUUUAUUUAUUGCCCAACAGGUUGUUUGGUCAUUUUAUUUUUUACCUACUUCCCCUGCUGAUCUGAUUAAAUCUGAUGGUUAACUGAUACGAUUCUGAACGGCCCGGAUUAACCAA